Messenger RNA from Ficedula albicollis (Collared flycatcher), 1995 nucleotides. RefSeq names its product protocadherin gamma-A5-like. Gene Ontology annotation, cellular component: plasma membrane. Gene Ontology annotation, molecular function: calcium ion binding. The record is from RefSeq and is a predicted model, not a curated record. Gene Ontology annotation, biological process: homophilic cell-cell adhesion. Lineage: Eukaryota; Metazoa; Chordata; Aves; Passeriformes; Muscicapidae.
UUGACCGAGAGGAGCGAGAGGAAGCUCGGAGCGCUGCAGCCCCGCCCGCUGCGGACCCGCUCGAUAGCUCGCUCUCUCUCAGUGUGGGCGACAGAGCGAUCUGCGGUCGUUCCCGUGGUGCGGAACCGAGCCACGGAGAGGUGACAGUGGGGGAAGAACUGAGCGGAGAAGGAGCGGGAGCGGUGGAGUGAUCGGCGGAGAGGGGCCGACGUGUUUGCAACGCAGCUACCGAGAUGUGCGCGGCGGGGAGGCGCUGGGGCCGGCGGCAGCGAGCUCUGCUCUGGGUGAUGCUGCUGGCGGCGUGGGAGGCGGCGUGGGGGCAGCUGCGCUACUCGGUGCCCGAGGAGAUGCCCAAGGGCUCGUUCGUGGGCGACGUGGCCAAGGACUUGGGGCUGCAGCUGCCGGCUCUAAUCGAGCGCGGCAUCCACGUAACAGAAAGAGGUAGGACGCAGUAUUUCGCUCUGCACGGGAAGACGGGUCAUUUAGUGACGGCGGAGAGGAUCGACAGAGAGCAGCUAUGCGAGCGUGUGCAGCAAUGCGUGCUGCGCUGUGAGCUGAUCGUUGAGGGGGAAAUGCAGGUUUACGGAAUCGAAGUAGAAAUCACGGACAUAAAUGACAACCCUCCCAGCUUCCGAGAGGCAGAAACGGAGCUGAGAAUGAGCGAGAUGACAGGAUCGGGGGCGCGAUUUCCGCUACCUAGGCUCAUGACCCCAUUUCCCCUCCGAGAAGCACAAGACGCAGAUUUAGGACCGAAUUCCCUGCAGAGCUACGAGCUGAGCGGUGACGAGCACUUCUCGCUGGCCGUGCAGGCGGGCCCCGGCGGCGAUCAGCGUCCCGAGCUGGUGCUGGCGAAGGCGCUGGACCGGGAGGAGGCGGCGUUUCACGAGCUGGUGCUGAGGGCGAUGGACGGCGGCGAUCCGGCACGGACGGGCACGGCUCGGAUCCGAGUGACGGUGGUGGAUGCGAACGACAACGCGCCCGUGUUCAGCCAGGCGGAGUACACGGUGCGUGUGCCCGAGGACGUACCCGUUGGCUCCGUCCUUGUCACUGUAACCGCCACCGACGCUGACGAGGGGUCGAACGGACAAGUGAAAUAUUCUAUGAAGAAAGCGACACAUAUGGUAUCGGAUAUUUUUCAUCUGGAUACUGAAACUGGAGCUAUCAAGCUGUUGCGUAGCCUGGAUUUCGAGGAAGGCGAUUCAUAUGAAUUGGAAGUAGAGGCACAUGAUAGUGGAGCUCUUUUUGACACUGCAAAGGUAGCGAUCACAGUAACAGAUGUGAAUGACAAUGUGCCCGUACUGACAGUAUCGUCAAAGCUGAACGAGAUCCCGGAAGAUGCCCAGCCGGGAACUGUUGUGGCCCUGCUGCACGUGCAGGACCGGGACUCGGGGGCUAACGGCGAGGUGCGCUGCUCGCUUGACAAGGAUGUCCCAUUCAGGCUGGAGAAAUCCUAUAAAGACUAUUACCGUGUGGUGACAGCGAGAGAGCUGGACCGAGAGCAGGUGUCGGAGUACAACGUGACGGUGCGGGCGGCCGACGGCGGGUCGCCGGCGCUGCAGAGCAGCGCGGUGCUGGCGCUGCGCGUGCUGGACGUGAACGACAACGCGCCGGUGUUCGCGGAGGAGCGCUACAGCGCGCGGCUGGCGGAGAACAACGCGGCGGGCGCGCUGGUGCUGACGGUGCGCGCGACGGACGCGGACUGGGGGCAGAACGCGCGCGUGCGGUACCGGCUGUCGGAGGGGCGGGUGCGGGGCGCGCCGCUGUCGUCGUACGUGUCGGUGCAGGCGGAGACGGGCGCGCUGUACGCGCUGCGCUCCUUGGACUACGAGCAGGUGCGCGAGCUGCGGCUGUGGGUGCGUGCGGAGGACGGCGGCGCGCCGGCGCUGAGCAGCAACGUGUCGGUGCUGCUGCUGGUGGUGGACGAGAACGACAACGCGCCGCAGGUGCUGUACCCGCCGCCGGCCGCGCUGCGGGCGGGCUCGGGCUCGGGCUCGG